AUGAAUUCUUUCCCAUCUUCACAGCAGACAGAAGGUUUGUGUCAGGCAAGCAUGAAGUUGGUGGCUGUAACUUUCUGUGUCUUCUACUUUCAGUUUGAAGCCCUGUACGGAGUUGAUAGCUGCUCGUCAAGACCAUGCAAAAAUAUAGAUCAGCUUCAUGUCUCUGACCCCCAGGUGAUGGUGGAAUUUGAAAAGGGAAACUUCAGGUUCACAUUCCCCAACCCCAAAAAUGUAAGUGAGUUCAGCAUGACUCUCUUCAAAGGGCAUGAGAAGAAGGAGAUCUGUGCACUCCAUUUGAGUGAGAAGAAAGUUAUCCCCAAGAGUAAUGUCACCUACUGUCAGACAGAGCAUUCAAAUAGCAGCACCACUUUCAUUCUUAAAAAUCUGGAAAGAAAGCAUACCAACAUUUAUACCUACUGCCUGGAGAUGUUCUUACCCCCUCCUUAUAGAGAUUGCCGUCUGAAAGAAACCUAUUUGUACAUCCAAGAUAAGGAAGACUGCAUUUCACUGGGAUUCAUGCCAUGGAUAAUUAUUGGCCUGAUCAUGUUUGCAAUGACUUCCUGUAUCUGCUGUGUGGUAGCCUGUUGCUUAAGGAACAAGAAUCAGCAGUGUGAAUCCAACUCCCAUGAGUACAACAGUGAAUACAUGCCCAUGGCAGCAGUGAAUGCAGCUAAAAAAACAAGAAUCUGAGGUAUAAGUUCCUUGUGGCGUGGAAAUUCUGGCAGCAGAGGUUUUCAGCUACUUGAACCUGGAAAAUGGGAAAUCAGCAUUUCCUCACCUUUCCCAGGCUCCCUGAGCUCUCGUGAUGGGACACCCAUCUCAGUCAUGAGACACCCACUCUAGUACUGUUGUGAGCUGUGUUUUGCUCUAGCUUUAUGUGUUAGGUGGCACACUGCCUGAUCCACUGACUUGUACAUGAAAAGCUAACAAUGUGUUAAAGAUGUCAGCUUUUAGUUGAAGAAAAUGUAGUGAGUUUGCUUGAGAGUAGAUUUCUGUAGUGCUGUUACAGACAGAACAUUUAUUUUCUACAGUCUCCUUUAUAAGCUUUCCACUGGGGACAAAAAAAAAAGACUACCUCCAAUGCCAAUCCUUGUUGCACAGCCACGAACCACUGUUGACAUGCCCUUUUGUUAGGGCUAGUUUAGCCUGAUGCUCUUAAUUCAUCCUCAGAUACACUGUCAAACUUCUUAGCACCUCACUAGGAGAGUAUGGCAUGCACACAUGCUCUCCUGCACCAAGCUGUGGGACAACAGGGAACCAAAACCUGAGAGAGUGCAGCAGAAACUUCACUGUGACACAGUACCUCCGGUAUGAGCAUCUGCACUUUUCAUAUUUGUGCUACCAAUACAUCUUAGCCGUUCACACCUUGGGGCUCCUCUUACUUAAUUAAAUUCUGAAUUCUUUUACUAACAGAGGAACAUAUUACUUUCAAGACUGCAAUUGUUCUUUAAGUCAGUUCAGACCUGCAGGAUCAGUCCCUAAGCUAUGAGGCACAAUCUCUCCUAUUCACAUGUCUUGCAGCACAAAUACAACACAGUCCAUAAGGCCAGCAUAUUCACAGACUCUGCAUUGCAAUUAUCUUCCUCUUGUGCUUUGACAUGAAACCUUUACCACUUCCCCAGUGGGUUCAGAGGUUACUUGGCCUGCCUCAGACUGCUUCAGUAUGAAUGAAAUGAUCAAUCCUUCAUGCUCCUUGUGAAAUCCAUCGAAACUCUGACCAUAAAUGACCACCUGGGAAUCCAGCCUGGAUGUGUUGCCAGACACCAUUUGGCUGCUGGAAGCAGAGCAGUGCAUUGAUUCUGAGUCACUCUGUAAUUCAUUGAAAAAACAAGUAUCAGUCAGAGGACACUAUUGUGAAAGAUACAUAGCCCGCUUGUCUGGCAGACAGAAGGCUGGUUUCAAAUUUGAUAUGGCAAACAGGCACUGUCAGGCAUGAAGAGGACAUAUAACCUGUUAUGUCAGAUCGGGGGUUUCCUCAACAAACACCUAAAUACAUAGAAAUAUUGCAGAGAGAAGGUGCAAAUUGUUAACUGUGACAUUAAGCAAAGGGGAAAUGAGUAAAGCAUCAAAAGAAGUGGGGACUGCCAAUUUCAUGCAGGGUACCCUGCUUAGAUAACCAGCUCCUAGGCAGAGAUAU
Egretta garzetta (little egret) is the source of this 2137-nucleotide messenger RNA. Its product is annotated as inducible T-cell costimulator. NCBI's taxonomy places the organism in Eukaryota, Metazoa, Chordata, Aves, Pelecaniformes, Ardeidae. Gene Ontology annotation, biological process: T cell tolerance induction; cell-cell adhesion; T cell costimulation. The record is from RefSeq and is a predicted model, not a curated record.